This is a messenger RNA of Mizuhopecten yessoensis (Yesso scallop), 6975 nucleotides long. RefSeq names its product solute carrier organic anion transporter family member 5A1-like. Gene Ontology annotation, biological process: sodium-independent organic anion transport; transmembrane transport. Lineage: Eukaryota; Metazoa; Mollusca; Bivalvia; Pectinida; Pectinidae. The transcript is spliced from 12 exons. Gene Ontology annotation, cellular component: membrane. The record is from RefSeq and is a predicted model, not a curated record. Gene Ontology annotation, molecular function: protein binding. The coding region runs from base 362 to 2932 and encodes 856 amino acids.
UGGGUAACACAAAUAACAGCAUGCUAAAAGGAUGCUUCGCGAUGUGGAAGGAUAAAUCGAGGAUGUUUAUAUAGAAAUACUGCUGACCUGGAUAACUAAAUACGCAGCACUGCUGGUGAACAGAAAGACUUUUCAAACAGUUACGAAACGUCGCUUGGGACACUCCUCCGCAACAGUCUGAAUGGGUCCUAAUGAAGUAGCUUGUGGAGGUCAAGAAAUGAGGCCCUAGCCAUGUCUCUAAGGUUAACGAGUACAAACAAAACAUUGACUAAUUAUAUAUAUAAUUACUCCCCUUCAUCAUAAUAGCCAAGGACAGUGAUUUGGUAAACAUCUUGUAACGUCCAAAUCACUUGAGAUCAAAAUGGCUGCAGAACGACCUAAAUUGACGGAGCUUGCUGAUUGGUCCAAUAUACAUGUGAUCAGCGAGAAUGUUGAGACGCCUGGAAGUCAGAGUAUCGGGCAGCAGUCGUCUGUGAGCGGGUACUCUGUGAGCAGUCGCUGUCAGUUCCUUAAGGGCAAGACGGAGAAAGACGCGUAUGUAGAGGCAAAGGAACAGACCAUGAGGGAGGACAAAGAACGCGGAGACCCUGAAGACCAGGAGUGCGGACUCGGACGGUGUCGGCCGUCCUGUCUUCAGUACUUUACCAACAUCAAGUCGUUUGUAGUGUGUAUGAGCCUACUAUUGGCUACCUCCGGCACCAUGUCCACGGGUUACUUCAACAGCGUCAUCACGACAAUAGAAAAACGAUUCGAAAUCGGGAGUUCUGUCUCCGGUCUUAUAGCAGCCUCUUACGAGUUCGGGUCUCUAGUGACGGUCAUCUUUAUCAGCUAUCUGGGUGGACGUCGUCAUAUUCCGCGGUGGAUCGGUUACGGGGUUAUAUUCAUGGGGUUUGGUGCAUUGUUGAUCGUGUUGCCCCAUAUUCUGGCGGAGAAAUACACCGUCAACCAAGGCAUCAUGUCUAACGAAACGGACGAGAACAUCUGUAAAGUGGACGACAAGAGUGGUGCGUUCGGGGACAAAUGUAUCAGUGAGGGAUCCGGUAACGUGGGCAGUGUACUUAUCCUCAUCUUCGCACAGGUGCUGAUCGGGACUGGUGGCACGCCUAUCCUCACGCUCGGCACAACAUACGUAGACGACCACGUAUCAAAGGAUAAAGCACCUGUCUACUUAGCCUUCAUCUAUGCGUCAGGAGUGUUGGGGCCUGUCCUAGGGUACGCCCUCGGGGCGCUGCUGUUACAGUACUACGUCGACAUGUUUAUCUACGAGGUUGACAUUUUGCCUGGCGACCCGCAGUGGAUCGGCGCAUGGUGGGGAGGGUUCAUUAUCUGUGGGGGGAUAUUCUUUACCUUGUCAAUUCCGUUCAUGGCCUUUCCCAAGGUCCUGGUGAAGGAGAAGCGUAAAUUACUGGAACUCAAAGCCAAAGAGGAUCUGCUGAGCCAAGAUGAUCUGCAGUCUCGACACAGUGAUGACUACGGCAAAACCAUCAAAGAAAGUAAUAAUCACCAGUAUGAGUAUAUUGGUAAAGGGGCCGCGUAUGAGGUAAAACACAUUCCACGCUCCAUCCUUAACCUACUGACCAACAAGAUCUACCUUAUAACGUGCCUGGGGAUCUGCUGUGAGAUAUCUAUUGUCAGCGGGUUUGUUGUAUUCCUUCCCAAAUACCUGGAGACUCAGUUCGGGACAUCUAAAUCUGUCGCUAAUUUAUUUACAGGAGGUAUCGGUAUACCUGGAGCCGUGGUAGGCAUUCUAGUAGGCGGCUUCAUCCUCAAACGGUUCCAGUUACGACCAAAAGGUGCAGUCCAGCUUGCCCUUGUGUUGGAUAUCUUGGCCUUUAUAGGGUUCAUAUCAUUCUUCGUCCUUGGCUGUGAAAACCUGAAGAUUGCUGGCGCCACCUAUCCCUACAGUGCUUACUACAAUAGCUCGGAGAUGGAGCAGAUAAACGUAGAGACUAACCUGACGUCGUCGUGUAACAUGGACUGUGCCUGUUCUAAUAACGACCUAGAGCCGAUCUGUGGGAUCAACGGCAUCACAUACUUCUCCCCGUGUCACGCGGGCUGUACACGAUUUUACAGCUACAUCACUCCGGAGGAAAAACUUAUGAAUUUUAGUGGCUGUUCCUGUAUAAUGGAUAACAUCAGCAUAUCUCCAGAGGUGAUCAUGUCGCCUGUCGCCACUAAGGGCCCCUGUAAAUCUACCUGCCAGAACCUCUUCCCCUUCCUCAUCCUCCUGGUAGGCGUCACCUUCACAGUGGCUGGUACACAGAUGCCUCUCCUCAUGGUUACUCUCAGGUCGGUCCACGAAGAGGAGAGAUGUUUUGCACUGGGCAUGCAGUUUGUAAUCUUGAGAUUGUUUGCCUAUAUCCCCUCGCCCAUCAUGUUUGGUAAUACAAUAGACACAGCGUGCUUGCUGUGGAAGGAAAGGUGCGGGCACCAUGGCUCCUGUCUCGUUUACGACAUCGUCCAGUUUAGAUACAAAUAUGUCGGCAUAUCAGCUGGGCUGAAACUGCUGGGUGCUACCUUGUUUUUAAUUGUGUGGUUUUUGAUAAAGAAGCGAAAUGAACAGGAUUUGCAAAAUACUCUCUCGGUUGGUGAAAUGAUGAGUUCUGUAAACUCCAUAAACAAGAUGGAUAUGGAUUACGACCAGAGAUCAAAACACCGCCGAACGUCCAGUCAAAGUAGUAAUGACAACGACCACCGUCGGACUUCCAGCCUGAAGAGGAGUAGUCAUGACAACAUCCAUCGGGGUGGGCACCGCCGUACUCAUAGUCAAACGUCCAGUCGCUGUGAGAACGGCCUGCCUACACACACACAGGUCACAGUGGACCACUGUAGCAAUGUCUACACACACGACCACAAUCACUAUAGCGACAGUGACUCGGAUGCGCCAGAGUCAAGCUUCACAUUAACCAGGCCAUUUGAGUCAACUGUAUGAUUGUAAUUGAUGGAAAGUUUCCUGCAGAGUGUGUUUUGUUGAGUGACGUGUCCAGAGUGAAGUGUAUCUACACUAACUGUGCUCUUAAAAAUAUAUGUAAAUAUUUGUUGUGGAAAUUGGAUGUUUUUUUGUUGCAAGUGUUGUGUAUAUAAGUAUAAGUUUAUAAAUAUGGCAUCGUCUUGCAUGUGGGAGAAUUAGCGUGUGUAAAUAUGUUAAUUUAUAUGGUGUUUUUGCCACAUGAGAAAUUUUGUGCAUGUGAACCUAUACAAUGUGUUCAAUAAUAUUGCCACACCGAUAUUGAGCUAUAUAAGUCAGUUUAUAACAUGAUCGUACUUAACAGGAAAACAAAUUGUGAUAUUUGAGUUUAUUUGAAUUGAGAUGAUGUAUAUAUAUAUAAAUGAUUAAUGUUUCAUAUGCGAUUUGUUCUAUGUACGGAUGAUUACUUACAGUCGUGAAACAGAUAUAAUAAUUUUUGCAUGUGACUUUUCAUUGGGAUAUCAAAUCAUUGAUUGUUUUCUGGCAAAUCUGAUUGAACUCAUUCAACCCUGAAAUGUCAUAAUGAACUAUUCCAGCCUUUGAGUUGGAAAAGUUCAAAUUUGUCUUCGGGGAAGAAUGAGUUAAUUGGAAUAUUUUGCAGCACUUUCUGCCUCAUUCUUUACAUAAAAAGCUGAAAUUGUCAUAUUGAGAUCUUCAUUUGAGAUGUUGUCUAAUCAUUCGUACCUUUGGCAUGUAACAUGCCGUUAGAAGGGAGGUGUCAGCACAUCAUUAUUUUAUGAAAAAGGAAAUGAUGGCGAUAUUCUAUUUAGUUUUGCUGAGAUUUACAACAAAAUAUUAAUAAGAUGAAAACAAAUUUUAACUCAUUCCCCCUGAAAUUGUAUUAUGAACUAUUCCAACCUUUGAAUUGAAAUAGUUCAAAUGUGUCUUCAGGGGUGAAUGAGUUUUUCCCCUAACUUAUGUCUGCAUAUCAAGUUUAAAAUUAAAAUAUUUAUUGAUUUGUUGAUUUAUGAUACAUUUAAAUAUUAUCAAAAUAUAUCAAGUUUACGAUCUGAGCAAUGAAUGUGUAUUUAUACAAGACUAUCAACCCAAGUCAUAUCACUAGACUAACUACGCUGAUGUUUUUAGAGUUUUGUAGAAUUGAGUAGCAGUUUACAUUCUGAUAUUAUCUUGCCAAAACUGAUCUAUUCACAGGUAAAUUGUUAACGCUAAUAAUUACUGCUGUUUAAAUCUGUUAAACCCUCUCAUGUUACAGUACAAUCACAUUUUGAAUUGUUCGUAAUUUAUCGGAUGUUCUUUGGUUAUAUUAUAAGCAUCUUCCAUUAUCUUUGUUUCUAAUGUAAAAUUUACAAAGAAAAUAUAGGAAAUUUCGUUUAUUAUUUACUGUGAAAUCACUCAAUUUUGUGGGUUUUUUUUUUUCAAUUUCGUUGAUUUCAUUGGAACUCUUCAUUCAGGAAUUCAUAGGUCCACGAAGUAAUUACAAGGUUGACUGGCAGAUAUUCCCCGUUUGAGUGGGUACUCGUAACCCACAAAUUCACGUACCAACGAAGUGGUGAUUUUUAGGGAAACCAACAAAAUUUGGGACCCAAAAAUAUAUUUGAUUUCACAGUAUAUUCUUUGGCAUCGUCACUAACGUAUUUACUUAUAAGACAAAUAACAUGUUGGUUAUCGUUUGAAGAUAAAUUCUAGUGAUGUUACACGUGUGAGGGUUGUUCAUAGGUCCUCUUCCAUGUUUCGACAUAGCUGGGUUCCUGUAAUUCACAGAUGUAGACAAUGUUUGGAACCUAUCAACAUUGGGUUGGCUAUGUUUGGAACCAAUUAAUAGGUUGGAGAUGUUUGGAAACAAUUAACAGGUUGGCUGUGUUUGGAACCAAUGAAGAUUUGGUUGGCCGUGUUUGGACGACACCAUCAACAGUGGGUUGGUGGUGUUUGGAUGACACCAUCAACAUUUGGUUGGCCGUGUUUGGACGACACCAUCAACAGUGGGUUGGCCGUGUUUGGACGACACCAUCAACAGUGGGUUGGUGGUGCUUGGAAGUGCAUGAUGGUGUUAGGAGUCGUCAGCACAGGGUGGGCAGAGUGUUUGGAUCGCAUUAUCAACGGGUUCCCAAUGUUUGGACUUGAUCAGCAUAGGGUUGCCCAUGAUUGGUGUCUGUGGCGGUGUUGGUAGUCGAUCAGCAACAAGUUCGCAAUGUCACCAUUGACUGUAGUUUAUUUCUGGGGUCUCCCUCGUGAUCACAGUCCUGUUAUUAUCGGGGCGGUGUUUAUUCAGCCUGUCGGACAAUGUGGCUUUAUACAAAUUGUAGAAUUGAACUAAAUUGAUAUUACUAUUGAGAUGAGAAUUGUUUACAGUACUAGUUUAAAUAACAUAUUUAUGAGAUGGUUCUAGUCAGCUUGGUGCCAUAUUAUUGUGUGGGAUAAAUCACAUAAUUUAUCUGCUUUCAAACUGUUAACAUAAAGGUGCUUGUUUAAAAAAUGUCAGUAAGAUUAAUAGUGUAGAAGACUUCAUUGAGAAAUUUUAUAAUAUAAUUUGUUCCCGUUACAAUUGUAGUAGAUUUAGGCCUAAGUUGUAUCUCCUGUUCUUCGUGGAUAUUCAACAGAAUACUCAGUGAUUUUUCAAUAGAAUCUCACAUUCUAUAUCUUGUUUUGAUUGACUCGGUGAGUUAUUUUACUAUCCAAUUCAAUGCAGUAAAAAAAAGUGCAAAAAUCAGUUUCCCUUAAGUGUGACAUUCUGUAUGAGAAUCUAGGCCUGCGAACCUUCAGAUUUAUUGUUCGGGAGAAAUUGCAUGACAAAACCUUAUAAGAUGUCUAAGAAUUACUUCUGUAGCGAAACUGGACUGGGAGUAUAUACAUUCAGACUGUCCACCUAGAGUUUGGAGUGUCCCGGGACGGGAUACACCUAUAAUAUAACUGUUCUUUAAAACAAAGAGUGUAAAUCUAUUUUUAAUUGUCCCUUCUUCAUAGUGUUUGUUUAAUAUUUUUUUUAUUUUUUUUAUUCAGCAUUAUUUAUAAUCUAAUUUGUCUGGUCUUUGUAUAGAUGUUUUUCUUUCAUCUUGAGUCAAUCUUGCCAAAAAAUAUUAUGGUGCUUGAUUUGAACAGUGCUUCUUAUAUUUAAUGGAUAUUCAUUUUCGAAAUUGAUUUGUUGAAACAAAAAUUGAAUAAUUUGAAGGAAGAACACUGAGUACUAAUUGUACAUUGUAGUCUGGAAUUUUUAUAUUAAAAUCAAAAUGUAAUUCACGCAAAAAAUACUAUUAGGGAUAGUCUCACUUUAAUGCCAAAACACUUCACAACAAAAUAUACUGAUUUACCUGUUGGUACUCCACAAGAAAAUAUACUGAUUUACUUGUUGCUACGCUCAGUUAGAUUGUUGGAGUAAUGUCUUGAUCAAAUAUAGUCCAGGUGCUCAUAAUGUUAUUUCUAGUCUAGCUGUUGGUUUCAGCAUUGACACUUUUUGUCUAAGAAGUUUAUUAACCAUUUCACCACUGUAGACCAUAAUGGACUCACCCAGAUCAAUGUAUGGUAGAGUCUACUAAAGUUACAUAAGGGUGAAAGGGCUAAGAACCAGGUGCUUUGUUAUGCUUAGAUAUCUGCAGAGGAUCUAUCAAAAUACUACUACUAAUUGUGUUCAUUGUUUUUUACGCUGCCAAAACAUUUCUCUAAAACUGUUGUUUCAGGUAACCAUUAUAUGACUGGUAUUCCUCAUAUGUAUACCAAGUAAAAAAACAAACCAUGAAGGCUAUUCCAUUAUAACAUCCAUCCUACUCUCGCAAUCCAAAUUUCAUAAGGGUACCAAUUUUAAAAUUUGAAGUAUAAUUUUCAUUUGAUAGGAUUUAACUGGAUAUUAGUGGACGCAGGCAUAGCUGCCUCGAUGCCCACAUCAAUAUAGUUUGAAAUACAUUGUGGUAAACAUAAAAUAAGCCUAUAUAUAAGGCGCUGUAUCCAGAAUUCGUCCAAGUUUUUCUCAAAGUUCAUUUGUUCAGUUGAUUGGUAUUCCAACUUUGUGUAUUGCAGAGUUAUCUUCUCUUGUGAGCAGGUAUUGAUUGUUACGU